UUUUUCUUUUCAUGGGUUCCAAACAGACAAUUUCCAUACACAACUUAAAAAAAUGGUUCUAAAACCAACGCAAACGGUAAAUCCAGAUUGAUCCCUCGCCUCCCCAUAACCGAACCUUGCCGCCGCCGCCGUUGUUUGGAUCCACGGUGAAUACCCAGAGCCCAUUCCUCCGUCGUUUUUGCCGUCGUAAUCUUCUUCCUCGGGUGCACAACCUCGCCACCGUGAAGUCAUGCUAGCUCACUCCUAACGAUAGCAUCCCUUCCGCCGCUCAAAAUGGGCCUAAGGGUUUCCACAUCAGGUCGAAGCAUUCGUUGUGCUUACUGAGAGAGUUACCAAGUCCCAAAGCAUGCGCAGACUGAAAAUCUCUCUGCGGUUAAUUGGAAGCUCGUGUUGGAAAUCGAAGGCACCUCACUGUGGAAUUGGUGGCCGAUUGGAAUCGUUGCAAACUUUCUCAGCGUUAAGUGGUCAUCGUUCAUCAGGGUAUGGGAAGGAACCAGUAAGCUCUGUGCAGAUGCAGAUUGUCAAUGCACUUUGCUUAGGCGAGAGAAGCAGAGCGUCCAGUUUACUAUCCGAUAUUGGCCGCAGAAACAUUGAAUUGACAGCCAAUGAUUUUGUUUAUAUUCUUGAGUACUGUGCACGUUCAACAGAUCCACUGUUUGUGAUGGAAACUUGGAGAACUAUGGGUGAAAAAGAUGUUGAUUUGGACGAUAAGUGCUACCUUCUUAUUAUUCGAGCACUCUGUAAGGGGGGUUACCUAGAGGAGGCAUUAAAUAUGAUGGAUAUGCUUCAGAAAGACCAUGACUUGUAUCCUAUUUUGUAUAUGUACAAUAACUUAUUGGGAGGCUGCGCUCGAAUUCAAAGUGUAAGUCGUGCCAAUGAAUGUUUGGAUUUGAUGGAGCGUCGAAUGGUGGGGAAGAAUGAAAUAACAUACACAGAGCUUCUCAAGCUUGCAGUUUUGCAGGAAAAUCUCCCUGUUGUCCAUGAAAUUUGGAAGGAGUACAUAAAAUAUUAUAGUCCUAGCAUUACUUCUCUUCGAAAGUUUGUAUGGGCCUUCUCAAUGUUGAGAGAUCUGGAAGCUGCUUAUAUUGCCUUACAACACAUGGUGUCUAUGGUUCUGCGGGGAGGCUUUAUUGUCGGGAAAACAGCUGAGGGAAAGUUGUUCACUCUAAGACUGGACAUUCCUAUACCUUCGAGCUUUGAGCUGGACCUGAAGAGAUGUAGCGAGGAGAAUGAAGAUCCUGAACUUUCUGGUUUUAUAAACACCGAGGAAAUGGAGGCUUGUGCCAGUAACAAUAAGCAAGGCUUUACUUUCUUCACAAAAAAGAGUGAAGCUGAGAAUGAUGGGCAAAGUAUGAUGAGGAAAUGUCAUGGCUCAUCUGUUAUGAAGGUCUUGAGGUGGUCUUUUAAUGAUGUGAUACAUGCUUGUGCACGGUCUCCAAAUUGCAGGUUGGCAGAGCAAUUAAUUUUACAGAUGCAGAAUAUGGGUUUGGAACCAUCAAGCAGUACAUAUGACGGCUUCAUAAGAGCAGUUGUUUCCGAAAGAGGUUUCCAUGAUGGCAUUGAAGUUCUAAAGUCGAUGCAAUGCAAGAAUUUGAAGCCACACGAUUCUACUCUUGCAACCAUUGCAGUUGGUUGCAGCGAAGGGUUGGAACUCGAUUUAGCUGAGGCUCUGCUGGAUCAAAUUUCCAAAAGUCGUUCUGUACAUCCUUAUAAUGCUUUUCUCAAAGCAUGUGACACUCUAGAUCGACCUGAACGUGCUGUUCAUGCAUUGGUUAAAAUGAAAGAAAUGAAACUCCAGCCAAAUAUCAGGACAUAUGAGCUGCUUUUUUCAUUGUUUGGUAAUGUGAAUGCACCCUAUGAAGAAGGCAAUAUGUUAUCACAAGUUGAUGUUGCCAAAAGGAUACAUGCAAUAGAAAUGGAUAUGGUGAAAAAUGGCAUUCAGCAUAGCCAUUGGUCAAUGAGGAACUUGCUAAAAGCGCUUGGAGCAGAGGGGAUGGUGAGGGAGCUCAUCCAGUACCUACGUGUGGCAGAGAAUCAGUUUUCUCGUGGUUACUCUUGUCUCGGAACCGCUUCCUAUAAUAUAGUGUUGCAUUCUCUUGUUGAGGCUAACGAAAGUCAUAUGGCGGUUGAUAUAUUCAAAUCUAUGAAAUCAUGUGGUUUUCUGCCAGAUGCUGCAACUUAUAACAUAAUGAUUGAUUGCUGCAGCAUUGUAAGAUGUUUCAAAUCUGCUAGUGCACUAGUUUCUCUGAUGUUGCGUGAUGGGUUCUAUCCACAAGCAGUAACAUACACCGCCCUUAUAAAGAUUCUGUUGGGGAAUGGUGAUUUUGAUAAAGCAUUAAGUCUUCUGGACCAAGGAAGCUUGGAAGGGAUCCAAUCUGAUGUAUUGUUAUUCAACACUGUACUUCGGGAAGCAUGUGAAAAGGGAAGAAUUGAUGUAAUUGAGCUUAUUGCCCAGCAGAUGCACCAAAAAAAGGUUCAGCCAGACCCAUCAACAUGUUAUUAUGUGUUUCAAGCAUAUGUAAACCAUGAUUACAUCAGCACAGCUAUAGAAGCAUUGCAAGUUCUGAGUAUGCGGAUGAUUUCUGAGGAAGAUAGCAUCCUUGAAGAGAAGAGAACUGAAUAUGAGGAAAACUUCAUCUUUUCUGAAGACAUGGAAGCCGAGUCACGCAUUCUAGAGCUUUUCAAGGAUUGUAAUGAGAAUCUUGCCGUUGCCCUCUUGUACCUAAGAUGGUGUGCUACACUGGGGUUCGAGAUAUCAUGGCUUCCUAACCGAAGUCUAUGGGCCAGGAGACUGUCAAGUAAUUAUGCCAAUGCUGAAGGUGUUGCCGUAUGAAUUUAAAGGUGACGUGAUUUUGUGGCUUAAACUUGGUUUGGAGUUCCCAAAUGAUUUUUGUUGCCGGGUAAGGGCCCUUUUUCAGAAAAGGGCAUGGGGCCUAACUCCUUCCAAUUUUGGUUAAUCAGAUAGUAACACAGGUCCUAUAAUAGACAUAAAAGAACCAUGCUAAAUCCUAGGUUCUGUAAACCUCGUGCCAACAAAGCUAAUUUUUCAGGAAAUGAGAAGGUUAAAUGCUUAUUGGACAAUUUCAAUUAUUCCUAGAUUUCAUUAGUCUUAGAUCUUACAGUAUGGUGCAGGGAGACUAGCCUAUCGACUUGGUAAAGAUGGUGCUUUUGUAGGCUGUGGAGUGGUUCUUGUGGUCUAUGUUGUAAUUUUUCAGAUUACAUCUGAAGAGAGAACAGCUUCGUUGUAAAAUGUUGUAGUUAGAAUGUGAGGCCAUGUUAGUUCAGUUUUGGUUUCUUUGCUUUCUCGCGUAUGGUAAUGAGAGGGAUGCAAUAACUUUGUCAAUUGAGCAAUAACAUGAUUUGGUUUUUAAUUUA
Rhododendron vialii is the source of this 3375-nucleotide messenger RNA. RefSeq names its product pentatricopeptide repeat-containing protein At1g76280. The transcript has 14 exons. The coding region runs from base 347 to 2833 and encodes 828 amino acids. Lineage: Eukaryota; Viridiplantae; Streptophyta; Magnoliopsida; Ericales; Ericaceae. The record is from RefSeq and is a predicted model, not a curated record. Gene Ontology annotation, molecular function: protein binding.